This is a messenger RNA of Hibiscus syriacus, 1018 nucleotides long. RefSeq names its product caffeoyl-CoA O-methyltransferase-like. NCBI's taxonomy places the organism in Eukaryota, Viridiplantae, Streptophyta, Magnoliopsida, Malvales, Malvaceae. Gene Ontology annotation, molecular function: O-methyltransferase activity; S-adenosylmethionine-dependent methyltransferase activity. The record is from RefSeq and is a predicted model, not a curated record. The transcript is spliced from 5 exons. Bases 146 to 892 code for a protein of 248 amino acids.
GUGGUCCCAUUGGAAUAUAGUGACUUCAACUCCCCACCCAAAAAUUAUCAGUCGGACCGGGGUUUUCAACUUCCAUAUAAGCUCCUUGCAUCUGCUUAGUCGGAUCAAAGGUAUACAACCGAAGAAGCUUUGAAGAACUGUGGCAAUGGAAGCCAAAGCAGAAGAGCAGCAGCUAUCUCAGGUUUACGGGCACCGACAAGUUGGCCUGAAGAGCCUUUUGCAGAGUGAUGCUCUUUACCAGUAUAUCCUGGAGACUAGUGUGUAUCCUAGAGAGCCUGAACCCAUGAAGGAGAUCAGAGAGAGAACCGCCAAGCAUCCAUUGAAAGCCAUGGCAAUAUCAGUUGAUGAAGGCCAGUUCUUGAACAUGCUUCUGAAGUUGAUCAAUGCCAAGAACACCAUGGAGAUCGGUGUUUACACCGGCUACUCUCUCUUAACCACGGCCCUUGCUCUCCCCGAGGAUGGAAAGAUCUUGGCCAUGGAUAUUAACAGAGAAAACUACGAGCUGGGUCUGCCAGUUAUCCAAAAAGCUGGUGUUGCACACAAAAUUGUUUUCAAAGAAGGACCUGCAAUGCCGGUUCUUGAUGAAUUAGUCAAAGAUGAAAAGAAGCAUGCAUCCUUUGACUUCAUCUUUGUGGAUGCUGAUAAGGACAACUACAUAAACUACCACAAGCGGCUGAUUGAGCUGGUGAAAGUUGGUGGUUUGAUCGGCUACGACAACACCCUGUGGAACGGCUCGGUGGUGGCGCCACCCGAUGCUCCUCUCCCGAAGUAUGUUAGGGAUAACAGAGACUUUAUUUUGGCACUCAACAAGGCUCUAGCUGUUGACCCCAGGAUCGAGAUUUGCAUGCUUCCUGUUGGUGAUGGAAUCACCCUUUGCCGUCGCAUCAAAUGAACCACCUUCAUCUCCGCCGCUGCCAUCACCGCCGCCCUCCAAGUUUGAUCACCUCUCGUUCUGCGAAAGACGUCUUCUGUUUUCAACUCUCCUCUUUCAUAAUUUUUAUCUUUUUUUCACAGAAAA